This is a messenger RNA of Scleropages formosus (Asian bonytongue), 6105 nucleotides long. RefSeq lists its product as uncharacterized. The transcript has 21 exons. Gene Ontology annotation, biological process: cell-cell adhesion. The coding region runs from base 385 to 5733 and encodes 1782 amino acids. The record is from RefSeq and is a predicted model, not a curated record. Lineage: Eukaryota; Metazoa; Chordata; Actinopteri; Osteoglossiformes; Osteoglossidae. Gene Ontology annotation, molecular function: protein binding.
GUGUGUGAGAGAGACAGAAGGGGCGGAAAGGACGACGCGCAACAGAAGAGGAGGAGGAUCGAGGAUGACUGCGGAGAAGCAGCGUUUUUAGUGUGUCUGCGCUGCUGCGUGUGACUGUCUGUGGCACCAGGAUUCGAAACCGGACGGUCCUUCAUCAUCAUCAUCAUCGCCAUCAUCAUCUUCGGCACGAGCCGAGGAGUACCGGCCCCUCGAUCGGCACUUGUAGGUCCCGCUCGCCGUCUGCUAACCUGGAUCGCAGGUGAGUGUCCCCUGUGGUGCUGGUGACAGAAGACCUGGAGUUAUUGAUUGCAAGGUGGCAAGUGAUUGACAGGUGUAAGCCACUCUUUUGGGAGAGUGAUGAACAAGGGGCUGUGACCGAGGGCCAUGGAUGUGGGAACGGCGCUGACCCUGUGGCUCUCUGUGACGGCCGUCCUCUGCGUGCUUUGUUACUCACAGGAUCCGUCCUGGGCCACUGAGAUUCGAGCCAGACUUGGGGGAGCAGCAGAGCUGAGGUGCAAUGCUUUGCCUGCAUUGGGCCACACCCCACCUGGCCAUACCUCCACAGGCCCUGCCCCUCUGCUUGUGGUGGAGUGGUUGCGCAGAGGCUACAAUAUCCCUGUGCUCAUUCAGUUUGGGGUUCACACCCCCCGUGUGCACCCUGACUACGAGGGCCGAGUGUCCCUCACCCAAGGCUCCUCCCUGCGCAUUGAAGGACUUCGCCUAGAGGACGAGGGCUGGUUUGAGUGUCGAGUCCUGCAGCUGGACAGACCCGCAGAAGAGUCCCGCAAUGGUUCCUGGACCUUCCUGUCUGUGACAGCUCCACCCAUGUUUGUCCAGACUCCGCCCCCAUCACUGGAGGUGCUCCAAGGCCAUUCACUGUCGCUCACCUGCACCGCCCAAGGCAACCCACCACCCACAGUCACCUGGAAGAAGGGAAACACUGCGGUCAGAGAGGUGCUCAAUGGGACCUUGUCUUUUGCGGCUGUGACCAGAGAGAGGGCCGGGGAAUAUGCGUGCCACGCCUCGAACACGGAGGGCGAGCUUGUGCACUCGACACUGUUGAGGGUGAAAGGCCCCCCUGUGAUCGUCACUGCCCCAGAGGACACUGUGCUCAACAUGUCCCAGGAUGCACUGCUGCAGUGCCGGGCAGAGGCAGACCCUCCCAACAUGACCUACGUGUGGAAGAAGGGUGGUGUGAAUGUCUACCAUGUGGACUUUCUGAAGUCACGAGUGAAGAUCUUGGUUGACGGCACCCUCCUCAUCCAUCGUCUCCUUCCACAGGAUGCUGGGAACUACACAUGCAUGCCGACAAAUGGGUUGUUAACUCCUCCCACUGCGUCCGCCUACCUCACCGUGAAGCACCCUGCCCAGGCACUGCCUUUGCCUGUGGAGACCUUUCUUCCCACAGGUAUGAGGGGCAGGAUUGCCUGCCCCGUAAGAGCAGAGCCACCCCUUCUCUAUGUCAUGUGGACCAAGGAUGGGGAGCCCCUGGACCUGGACCAGUUCCCAGGAUGGACCCUGAACGAAGAGGGCUCAGUGCUUAUUGCCACGGUGAAUGACAAUUCUAUGGGGGUGUACGCCUGCACUCCAUACAACAGCUAUGGCUCCAUGGGUCAGUCCGAGCCCACCGUGGUGGUCCUACUGGACCCACCCACUUUUGCAGUGGCCCCCCAGGUGGAAUACCAGGAGGAAGUGGGUGAAGAGCUGCUUAUCCCCUGCCAGGCUGAUGGAGAGGGUCCUGUCAACAUCACUUGGACAAAGGUUGACUCUGCCCCCCGCUCCCCGUACAACGUGGCUGCCAAUGGCUCCCUUGUGCUACAGCCACUCAGCAAGGACCACCAGGGGACAUGGGAAUGCCAAGCGACUAACCGCGUGGCUACCGUCAGCACGGGCACCCAGGUCAACGUGCUGGGAACCAGCCCCCAUGCUGUAGCCUCAGUGUCCAUUGUCCCAGGGAUCGACCAGGCUAACGUGACAUGGGAACCAGGUUUCGAUGGGGGCUACACCCAGAAGUUCACAGUCUGGCUGAAGCAGGGAGCCACGGGGAGGCAGGAGUGGACCUCACUGCUGGUGCCGCCCAACAGGUCCAGUCUGUUGGUCACAGGCCUCCUUCCCGACACCAGCUACCAGUUCAGUGUUCUGCCUCAGAACCAGAUUGGUACUGGACCCUUCAGUGAGAUUGUCACUGUCAGGACUCUGGCCCCUCUGUUGGAUCGUCCCUUAGUGUGGUCUGAAAGUUCAAACUUGGCUCCACCUACAUCAUUGUCAGCUAAUCAGAGCUUAUCAGGAGUUGUUCUCCAGUGGGCUCCACCCAUUCUGCAAUCCGAACCUAUAGAUGGCUAUAUCCUCCAGGCCAGGCGCAAUGAUGGGGAGUGGAUGGUUCUUGAAAGAGACAUUAGUGCCAAUACAACAGAGAUCCUAGUGCAGGGAUUACUGAAGGACUGCAACUAUGAACUAAGGAUGUUCUCCCGCCGAAACGAGCUUGUGGGGGAGCCCAGCUUGCCAGUCAAUAUUUCUACAAAGGGAAUGGAAGCAUACCCAGCCAAGAGCCACCUCCUGGAACUUGUUCCCGAACCACUAGUUGCUGGGGUUGCAGGAGGCGUAGUCUUCCUGUGUGUUGGCAUCCUGCUUUCUGUGUCCAUGGCUUGCAUUGUGAGGAACAGGAGGAAGAGACGGAAGAGAGAGACCAGGGAGGCUCUCCACAUUGCCUUGCACCAGAGCCAGCCUCCAGAAGGCAUCUCAUCUCGUGAAAGUCCAGACAGUGUGCUGAAGAUGAAGCUCUUUCCAAGCUGCUCUUUCAACCCUGGUUGCUCCCCUUCUCAAUCCAACAGAUCGUCUUUUGACAAGGUCAGCUGCGACUUCCCAGACCAAGACCAGAACCAACGGCUCCUCUCUAGCCCCCCGCCUCACUACACUGCCUCGCAAAAUUCCACUGGUGGGCUACCUGCACCAUCCACUACCUUGGAGUGCAUCUCUAGGGGCCCCGAUGGCCGCUUCAUCCUGAAUCCCUUUGACAAAAGCUCCUCACCUGCUCCUGAGGUCCAGGGAGACUUGAGGGCUGACUUCACGAGGAGCUCUGAGGCAAGCAGUAGUCAGACAUCCCAGACAGGCUCUCUGAAAUCUGACUCACCGCACUCUGAGAAGGAGCAGAGGAAAAAGACAUCUCCCAUUUUCACUGUUGAUCUGCCUGUUUCUACUGGCCGAGUACGAGCUAUGGCCAGAAAUUUCUCUCAUCACAGGUGCUUCUACCAGGACCAUGAGCAAGGAUUGACUGAAGGCCUGCUGGAGCGCACCAGUUUUCGUUCCAACAGCAAUGAGGAGCGAGUCCGUGAUUACGUAGAACACCUCCGGGAGGUGAUCCCUAACCUGGGCCACCAGGAAAAAGAUCUCAUGUACUUGCCCCUGGACAGAGAGAGCCGGAUCACCUCAACAAGCACUCUAGUAAUGCAGAUGGAACAUGAACGAGAGAGAGGAAAUCUUAGCAAAUGCCUGAAACUAGCACGAGAGAGAGAGGAGUUGGAAAGAGAGCUGGAGCAGUACACGACUAACCUCAGGGCACGAACUUGGCAGAAAGAGGUAGCCAGUCGACAAAGGGGCUGGAGAACGGACAUAGAAGAGAAAGGGCCUAUAUGGAAGCUACGUGAUGCCACCCUCCCUCGCAAGACCAAGAAAAAGUGUUAUCUUGGCAGCUCAGAUAAUUCUUUGGAGCAGAGGGUGUCCUCUACUGCAUACAACACACAAGACAUCAGCCCCCUCACCUCGAUCUCUAGCUUAAUGCCUGUCCAGAGCUCCCGAGGGAAAGCUGGAAUUUCAAGCCAACAGGCUCUGUCACAGUCUCAACAGGGUGACCCCUCUUGGAAAGCCCCAUCCCCUGCUCCGAAGCAUACCUCUCCUUCCCGCCUCUCACCCACUUCUGACUCCAUUUUCCUGCUGUCUGAGCAUAACAGCAAAUCAGAGGGUCCAAAGAAAAACAUUUGUCAUGGGAGGCAUCUGUCUGAAGAGGAAUUACAGUGCAGCACUGACACUAUUAAUGUAGAUGUGUGGGCUCCAAGGUUGGGAGUCCUGCCCAAGGUCCAGCAUCCAGAGGUAAGAUCAAAGUCUCCAAUGGACGGUAUCUGCAGAUACAGCAUGAAGGAAGAGGUGGAUUCAGAUACACGGCCCCCUCACCCAAGGUCUUGCCUUAAAUCAUCCACUCAAAGCUCUAUUUUCGAAUACCUGAACCUCCCAGGGUUUGUUGAGAUGAGUGUCGAUGAACCUUUAGCUGAAAAGGAAACCUCAGUCUCUUUCAGACCUACACUGGAAAAGGAGCCUGGGAUGCUUUUGGGAGAGGAACCUGAUGUGGUACCAAAGGACUGGGAUGUUCAUGUGAAGGAUGGUCCUGAAAUAUAUGCAGGCAAAAUGGGGAGUACUUCAGCAGAAGCAAAAUGCAUGACAAGCUCACAAUUCAGUGCUGAUUUCGGAGCACAUGAAGGUCACCUGAAUAUCAAUGAAUUGGAGACAAGGAAUUCAGGUUUAAAAGUAGAAAGUUUGGUGAAACGCUGGCCUACGGUGAAAUGGCAACGUUCAAUAUCAGGCCAAAGUUUUCUGGAUCUGGGAAUGGCUGCAGAUCAACCAACAUCUCAGAUUUCAAUGGAUCAGGCAGCUGAUGAAUCCAGUUGUCCAGCAAAUAAGCAUGAACUUAGUCUGGAGCAAUCCCAAGUGCUCAAAACUCUGGAUGGGUUAUCAUCCAGGAUUUUCAGACCUACUGUAGCAUUUAUGAAUGAACUGAUAAACAAUGGAUCACAAAACACUGUGUCAUUCAUAGAAGUAUCCAGCUCUGUGUCAAUGAGCCCCAAGGAAUGCAGAUCUGAAAAAUCUUCUCAGGAAUUCCUGGACCCUAAUGUCUGGAUUGAUUCUCUGAGCAGAGGCCAAGCUACUGGGUCUCCUUUUUCCUCCAGACCGGAUACAGAUGUUCAGAUCCAGAGGCUGGAAUGCUCUCCCAGGCGACAAUCACCUGACCCCAAUGCCUCCAAGUGGCCUGUUCCCCAUCAGGAGGCACUGAGAUCUGUUUGGCACAAGUCAGCUCCGUUCAGGUCUUCUAUUUCACUUGCAGGGAAGGAAUAUUUGAGACUACCAGAUCCUGUGGUUGGCCCACCUAAGGCUUUCCUGCCCCGAGGAUACAGCUGGCCAUCUCGGUACCAUGGUUCUUUCCCACAGGGGGAAACAGGAAGUGAAGGAGAGGAGGAAAGAGUUGAACCAAUGGAGCUGGAAGAGAUUGGGGACAACAAAGAGGAUAAGGAGGAACGAGACAGCUUUGCCAGUCAGAGCAGUGGCAGAGGUAGCUUAGGGCCUGCCAACAACCACCCUGUGUACCCUACAGUCCGUCGCCCUGGCUCUCUGGACCCUCCUGAAGAGAGUGAGGGGUUGGAUGAUGAGUUGGAUAUACAGUACAAGAGAUCUCUGAGAAGAAGGAAGAUUUCUGUGGAUGAGAGCUAUGAAUGGGAUGCAGCUGAUUGCUGCCCAGAGCCUGACGUUGCUAAGCCUGCAGGGGACAGUACAGAGGGUAGGGUGCAGAAGAGCAGCACUUGUCCUCGUUCUAGCCUGAGGCGUCAGAGCAAAGGCUUGUCAAUGAGUGGUCCAAACGGAUCCAAUCGCCAAACACUCCAAGAAGCAGGGUACCACACCCUCCAACGUCCCAGCAACCGUCGCAGCUCUUGUCAAAGGCAGCAUGACCUCAGCACAGCAUCUUUUUAACUGUUGAGGUGAAAUGGGUGGGUUGUGGGCACAUGAUGUGUCUAAUGGUGGCAUCAGGUUGUUAUCAUUUGGGAACUCAUCCUUUUGAAUGUUGGGGUUGCAUUUUGAAUGAUGACAGAACUAAAGUUCAAUGGUGGGCAGCUGAAAUCGUAAAUAUGGUACCAGGCUCAAGGUUCGAGAAGUGGUCCUUUCAGCAAGGCAAUGAUUUACAGCAUUUAAAAAGUUUCACCCAUAUGGCUAAACACAUGUUUUGCUCACAUUGAUAAGAGCUGAGACAAAUAGGACAGCGUCCUCAGUGGAGACAUUGUGGGGCCAACUGUGAAAUUCCCUGUCAUUUUGUGUGUAUGUUGAGUGAGGCCUGUUUUUUCGUUU